AAAUGUCGCAAACAUUUCCUAUCGUUCAAUUAUUGUCUAAUGGCAUUUUAAUCAAUGAAUUGUCAAUAUAUAUUUCGUGUUUGUGUUAUUAAAAAUGAAGUUAUCGGAAAAAUAAAAUGUGAUUUUGUAUAAAUACAGAAUCCUCUAAAAUAAGUAAUUUGAUAUUCCCUGUUGUAUUUACUGCGCAUCCAACUGCGUCAUUCAUAUUUUCACAUUUCCAAUUAAUCAAGUGAAAUGUUUCGUACGCGUUUUAUUUAAUGUCAACACCUCGUAGGAACGUAUUGAAAGUGACAGCUGACGAAUGUAACACAUUUUCGCAUUCUCGAUUGUCUGUAUACUUCAACUUAACGAUUGUUAUCGAAUCUAAAGUAACAGCAACGGAUAAUCACGUACAUUCUGUUAAUACAAAAAUUAUCUUAGAGCAAUUCGCUCUAUAAGAAUUGAUCAUGGAACAAAUGAUCGCAUUGAGUACACAAAAUCCAUUAUCAUUAUUGGUUAAAUUUGGAAUGAUGGCUUGGAAUAAUAGCUGUGGAAUUGAAAAUUGUUCAGGACAUGGCGAAUGUCACAAUGGCACUUGCUUAUGCGAAAUCCAAUUUGAUGGACCCGAGUGUCAUGUACCAAAUUUAAGUUAUUACAUAGCAUUUGCCUCUAUUUUCUUCUUAUUGGCAUUCAUAUGUCUUAUUCAACUUGUCAUGUGCAUCGUCGCUGAAUGGCAAAAAAUGAAGGCACCUUCAUUUUUGAGAGCUUGCAGAGUUACUACUCAAAAAGUAUUAUAUUUUGUAGUUUUUCUUGCUUCAGUAAUACGUGGAGCAUACUUUACUUCUCCAACUGCAUUUAAAGAAGGUUGGUCGAGAAGUUUGUCGUCAGCAUAUUAUCCUCUUUUAUUAAGCGGAUCAUCCUUAAUAGUAUGUUUUUGGGCCGAGGUCUUUCACCUAAGAGAUGUUCAAUGGGACAAACCACAAUUUUUAUCUAAAUCUUUUUUGGCUUUUGUGGUAUUUAAUAUAAUAACAUAUUCAUUAUUAUUAGCCGAAUUUGUUACUGCACAAAUAAAUUCUCAAGAAGAUCAAAACAUUUUCCAGAGCUACUACACCCAUAUUUUUAAUGGAUGCUAUGCAGUACUUUUAUUCAUUGUUGUUAUAUUUUUUUUGAUAUAUGGCGUAGAAGUAUACUUUAAGGUUCGAGGUGGAUUUCUAAACGAGUACCAGGUUGCUUCUAUUGCAACAAAUAUACGUACUCCGGAUGAAUCAAAAUUACAAAGUGAAGAUCAAGUUACAGCUAAAUUAUUUGAUCCUCAACCAUCUACAUCUGAUAUUCUACGUAUGCAACAACAAGUGAAUACUUCUCAAUUACAUCAAUCUAGAUUUGGUUUACUAUCUCAAGCAUUCAUGUUGUUUAUCGUGGUUGGAUUUUUAUUUAGCGAAACACUCAGCGAAUUUUGGAAAACUAAAGUUCCCUUAUAUAGCAGAAAUUGGCACGAUGUGGUAUUUCGUGUAAUAGAAGUUGGUGUAGCAUUAUGGUUUCCUUGCGUUUUAUGGAAUUGUAUGAGUCCAGAACAAUUAUGGAUUUUGAAUCCAAAACGAAUUUUAAAAAGGCUAGAUCUUGAUCAAACAAAACAUAUGAAAGAAAUAGAGUUGCAAGAUAAGUGUGCAGCGCAAGAAUCUGCUCUUACUGAUGGAACAUCAAUCAAUAGUAAAGAUUGUUGGAUAUGCUAUGACAAUGAUAGACAUGAUGUUGGUCCUCUAAUACAGCCGUGUCAGUGUAGGGGCGAUGUAAGUGCAGUCCAUCAUGAUUGCCUGCGUAGAUGGCUUGUAGAGAGUUCUGUCAAUGCAGAUAGUCUUACUUGCAAGAUAUGUGGUACCAACUAUAAUGUGGAACAUGCUAGCCGUUUGGAUUGGCAAAAUAGUUUAACUACAAAACAUUGCCUUCAAACUAUUGCCAUUGUUACUACAAUGUGUGCAUCUUCUGCAGCUGCAUGGACAGUUAUACAACUUGUAGAGGGUCCUAUUAUUAGAAUGCUUGCAGCUGGUGCUGCUUUGUUAAUAAUGUAUGUUUGUAUAAGAUUUUUGAGUUUAAAUACAGUGGUGGCUUAUCAACGUGCCAAAAUUUUAUCAUUAAACAUUGCAAAUUCUGAAAGUGGAACGGCGACGCACGUUGCCACAAUCAGCCAUACCGUUUCUGUAGAUUUAACAAAAGCAGAACCUGCUGUGAUAUAGACAGCAUAGCAUAUCGAACAACAUAGGAUCUGGAAUACAAAAAAAAUUAGUGAUCGCAAAGAUAGCAUAGAAAUUCUAAGGUAAUACUAGUAGAAUUAUUAGAUAUAUGUAAAUAAUAAGUAAAACGAUAGUCAAAUGUGGUAUACUUGUAACUAAAAUUUUCAAAUAACUUUUCUAUGGUAAUUAUCAGGAAGCAUAACGAUACGAACAAUGCUUUUUUGUUGAAAUUUAUAUAUAUAUAUAUAUAUAUAUAUAAAAUUUAAAUACUUUAGUGUAAUCUGAAAAUUGCUAAUUAGUAAAAAAAGAAUAGAAUACUUGUAGUUUGAUAUUAUAUAUUCUUUAUCUAAUUGUUUAAUUCUAUUUUUAUAUUGUGAAAAAUGUUGUAGUUAUAUUUAAUUCAACGGACAAAUAUGAAAUGAUAGCUUUGAAUAUUAAUUUUUUCUACUACUACAUGUAUAUCUUUCAAAAUUAUGAAUACAACAUUUUUCACAAAAAAAGAAAAUACAAGAAAUAUUCUUUCACAAUAUUAAAAAUAUAAAAUUAACCACUUCAAAUUAAAGUAUAAAGCAGUAGCUGUGUUAAUGAUAAAAGAUUGUCAAAAAAUAAAAAAAAAUAUUUAAUGAACAAUAAUGAAAUCAUAGAUUUUAGUUUUAUGUAGUUCGUGUAAUGAGAAUAACAAAUAUAUUCUUACAUAAUUGAGAUUAUCGGCAUAAGAAUUUAGUGAAUAUUUUUCAGUCGAUACAAAAAGUUCUUUAUUUCGCAUUAAAGUAUAAUAUUAAAAUGUGUAAAAUAUAUCAUAACAAAUUUUUCUUUUACAGAAAAUCCACACGUAGUAUAUUGUUAAUUAUACGUAUUAAAAGUAGUUACGUUUUCAGUUAAACUUUUGCCAAAGACAUUUAUUAUUAAUCGUUUAUAAGAGCAUAUAUUAUUAAUAUGAUUAUACAUAUUUGGUUUAAAUUGAAAUGCAUAAUAUGAAAAAUUAGGCAAUUAUCCUUACACGUCAUUUGAUACUAUGAAAUAUAUAAUAUUUCUAUAUGCAAUUAAAUUUUAAUUAAUGAUAUGUAAAUAUAAUAAUUGAUGUUGGUAAGUAGAUUGUCAAUAGUAAUAUAGUACUAAAAUAAUAAGUAGAAUUUAAUAUUUAAACAUAUAUUAUUGUUGAUUUAAUCUUGACAUGGUGGUUAAAUAAAUAAAUAUCUCUUCAUAGUUUAUUA
Molecule: messenger RNA, 3424 nt
Organism: Polistes canadensis
Lineage: Eukaryota; Metazoa; Arthropoda; Insecta; Hymenoptera; Vespidae
Exons: 10
Coding region: 447-2213 (588 amino acids)
Molecular function (GO): zinc ion binding
Source: RefSeq, a predicted model, not a curated record